Messenger RNA from Ailuropoda melanoleuca (giant panda), 2020 nucleotides. It is a transcript of the gene OXTR, whose product is annotated as oxytocin receptor. Gene Ontology annotation, molecular function: oxytocin receptor activity; vasopressin receptor activity; peptide binding. Lineage: Eukaryota; Metazoa; Chordata; Mammalia; Carnivora; Ursidae. The record is from RefSeq and is a predicted model, not a curated record. Gene Ontology annotation, biological process: G protein-coupled receptor signaling pathway; female pregnancy; cellular response to hormone stimulus. Gene Ontology annotation, cellular component: plasma membrane.
UGGGAGAGUUAACCAGCUCCGCGGGGGUCGGCCGGCCCUCCGCGCCUCCCAGCGGACUCGUGUGGUGGUGCAGCCCCGGCCCCAGGCUGCAGAAAAGCGGGCCACCAGCAGACAGCGCGGCAUCCUGAAGCUGUCCGCGCGCACAGCCUCGGCUGCGCUCCUCGCCUCCUUCUCUCCCUACCCAGUGACCAGUUAGGUGCGGGCGAGGGGAUUCCAGCUGAGCCUUCAGGGUCUGAGACCUCACGGUAGUAUCCGACUGGGUGCCGCCAGCAGCCACCCCAACCUGGCCUGGGAGCGCACGCGUCUUCAGAGAGGUCCGCGGCGGUGCAGUUUCCCCAGGGAACCAACUUUAGGCCAGCUCGAGGACUGGGUGCAGGCUCGGACCGGCAAAUCGUCCUCGGGGUCUCAGGGAGUGGAACCCGAGGAGCACCCCGGUCCCGCCACCCCCAGGCGCGCCGGAUUGCGCGUCGGGCCCCACCCCGCCUCACUACUCUUUUAAAGAGCUUGAAGACCAGGGGCGCACGGCAGCCACGGUCAUGGAGGGAGCGCUGGUGGCCAACUGGAGCGCGGAGGCUGUCAAUGGCAGCGAGGCGCCUCCGGAAGCCGAGGGCAACCGCACCGCCGGGCCCCCGCAGCGCAACGAGGCCCUGGCGCGCGUGGAGGUGGCGGUGCUGUGUCUCAUCCUCUUCCUGGCGCUGAGCGGCAACGCGUGCGUGCUCCUGGCGCUGCGCACCACGCGCCACAAGCACUCGCGCCUCUUCUUCUUCAUGAAGCACCUGAGCAUAGCGGACCUGGUGGUGGCAGUGUUCCAGGUGCUGCCGCAGCUGCUGUGGGACAUCACCUUCCGCUUCUACGGGCCCGACCUGCUGUGCCGCCUCGUCAAGUACCUGCAGGUGGUGGGCAUGUUCGCCUCCACCUACCUGCUGCUGCUCAUGUCUCUCGACCGCUGCCUGGCCAUCUGCCAGCCGCUGCGGGCGCUGCGUCGCCGCGCGGACCGCCUGGCGGUGCUCGCCACGUGGCUGGGCUGUCUGGUGGCCAGCGCGCCGCAAGUGCACAUCUUCUCGCUGCGCGAGGUGGCGGACGGCGUCUUCGACUGCUGGGCCGUCUUCAUCCAGCCCUGGGGGCCCAAGGCCUACAUCACGUGGAUCACACUCGCGGUCUACAUCGUGCCGGUCAUCGUGCUCGCCGCCUGCUACGGCCUCAUCAGCUUCAAGAUCUGGCAGAACUUGCGACUCAAGACGGCGGCGGCGGCUGCCGAGGGGCCGGAGGGCGCGGCGGCGGGCGGCUCCGGGCGCGCGGCCCUGGCGCGCGUCAGCAGCGUCAAGCUCAUCUCCAAGGCCAAGAUCCGCACGGUUAAGAUGACCUUCAUUAUCGUGCUGGCUUUCAUCGUGUGCUGGACGCCAUUCUUCUUCGUGCAGAUGUGGAGCGUCUGGGACGCCAAUGCGCCCAAGGAAGCCUCGGCUUUCAUCAUAGCCAUGCUCCUGGCCAGCCUCAACAGCUGCUGCAACCCUUGGAUCUACAUGCUGUUCACCGGCCACCUCUUCCACGAACUUGUGCAGCGCUGCCUCUGCUGCUCGUCCAGCUGCCUGAAGGGCAGCCGUCCGGGAGAGACCAGCGUCAGCAAGAAGAGCAACUCCUCCACCUUCGUCCUGAGCCGCCACAGCUCCAGCCAGAGGAGCUGCUCACAGCCAGCCACAGUGUGACCGGGCAGGGCCAGGACUGCCUCCCGCGGCUCGGGUGGUGCCGACAUAGACAGUCCGCCCCUUGGUGGCCGUGUGCGUGUGUGUCUAAGGUACCUUUCAGUGUGCACCCUUCCACACCUCGGGGUAGCUUGAGUUGGGUGGGAAAUUCUGGCCUAGGUUGGGGAAGUAGUCUCCAUGGUGGAAGAUAAUGGGGUGACCCAGCCAUCAGACAAUCCCUGGAUCUCCCCUGUCUUCCCACGGAUGUUUAUAUACCCUGCCCCCACUGCUGCCUCUGGCUGGUGGAUGGGUUGUUUUUUUUUUUUCCUGGUCCUGUCAUU